CAGCUGAGUGUUCUUGGAUUUGUUCAGAUAAGAGAAAAAUGGCAGCUGCAUUGAAACUUAUGUGUGUUAUGGGAUUGAUUGUGCUCAUCAGCAUUUUGGCGAUAGGAAAUGUUGCUGCAGCAGGGGAAUGUGGGAAAUCGUCUCCUGAUAAUGAGGCACUGAAGAAAGCUCCUGUUUCAGCCGCUUGCUGCGCCAAGGUGAAGAACAUGGGUCGAAAUCCGAGCUGUCUCUGCGCCAUUUUACUAUCCAACACCGCUAAAGCUUCCGGAAUUAAGCUCGAGAACGCCAUAUCCAUCCCUAAACGCUGCAACUUCGCCAACCGUCCCGUCGGGUACAAAUGCGGACGUGAGUCAUGAUUUUCCAUUGUUCCAUUUUUUUUACACUUCCAUUUCCGAGUUCUUACAUCACAACCGUUUGUUUUGCAGCUUAUACGCUUCCUUGAAGUGGAGAUUUGGGGACUGGAAA
Molecule: messenger RNA, 465 nt
Organism: Hibiscus syriacus
Lineage: Eukaryota; Viridiplantae; Streptophyta; Magnoliopsida; Malvales; Malvaceae
Exons: 1
Coding region: 39-356 (105 amino acids)
Biological process (GO): systemic acquired resistance
Molecular function (GO): fatty acid binding
Source: RefSeq, a predicted model, not a curated record